AUGACGUCUGAAUUGAAUUUUGAGUAUAGAAAUGAAGACUCAAUUGAUCGUUUACUUAAAUGUCGAAUAUGUUCAAAACCAUUUAUUGAUCCAGUAAUCACAAGAGAUGGUAGUCGAUUUUGUCGUAAAUGUAUCACUGAAAAAGCAUCUGUCAAUGAUUCUAAAUAUCUUGAAAGGCAAUCAUCAUUUAUUGAAGAUUUAGUUCCUGUUGAAGAAAAAAUUCUUCUUGAUAUGCUCGAUAGUCUUCAUGUCAAAUGUAAACAAUGUCAACAAACCAAUAUUCGUCGAGUUCAUUUAGAAGAUCAUAUUCCUAAUAAGUGUCCAAAAAGAAUUGUUUUAUGUAAAGCGUCUGAUUUAAAAUGUCCAUGGAGUGGACCAUAUGAAGAACGUAAUAAUCAUUUAAAACAAUGUACUUUUCAAUUAUUAAGACCUAUUUUAACUGAAGCUUUACUAUCUCAUAAACAAUUAGAACAAUAUAAAAACUCUUAUGAUGAACAACGACAUGAAAUUGAACAAUUAAAAACAAAAAUUAAAAUAUAUGAAGAUCGAACUGAAAAAUUACAAAAAGGACAUACAAUAGUUUUAGAAUUAUUAACACAACAAACUCGUCGUUGUGCAUCAUUAGAAAAAGAUAUUCAACAAAUUCAAGAACAAUCGCACAAACAAAAUAUUCAACCAAUUGAAUUAAUAAAAGAAAUUGAACAACUGAAAGAACAAUAUCAUCAGAUAAAUAUUCCUCCGAAUGGAUUUCAAACUGAAUUUGAUCGAUUAAAUCAACUUGAACAAUCUAUUGAUGAUUUAGCAAAGAAAUUUCAACAAUUAAAUGAACAAUAUCAAAAACAACCAUAUGAAAAUCAACAAUCUCCAAAUGAAAGUCAACAAUUAAAAGAACAAUUUAAUCAACAAAUGAUUCAACUUAAUCAAUGUCAAUUAGAAAUAAAUCAACUACAAAAAGAAAAUAAAUCUCGAAAAACUGAAAUCACGCAAGUCGAACAAAAAUGUAGUCAACAUGAAAUAGAAAUACACUUAUUGGCUAGAAAAAAAUGUGCUUUGCCAACAAAUGUCACACCUUACGACGGAAAAAUUGAACAAUUGAUUGAAUCAUUUGCAUCUGAUUCAGAAAUUUAUCUAGAUGGACAACAAUUGAACGAUCGAGAUAUGGAACUUGUAUGUAAAAAAUUGAUUAUCGAUAAACGAUGUAGCAAACUUCGAUUAGAAUAUAAUGAUAUUUCUGCCAAUGGUGCUACAAUUUUAGCUGAUGGUUUAUAUGGUAAUACAACUCUAGCAGAAUUACAACUUUCUCACAAUCGUAUAUCGGAUAUGGGUACACACGCUCUAGCACAAGCUCUUACUAUUAAUAAUGUCACACUUGAUUGGCUUGAACUUCAUUCGAAUAGUAUUACAGAUGAAGGGGCUGAAUAUUUAGCAGAUAUGCUCAAAAGAAACAAAACAAUAAUAUUAUUAGGUUUAGGUUCUAAUCGAAUUGGUAAUCGUGGUGUUCGAUUAUUGGCCAGUGCAAUUGCAGGUUACAACGAAACUCUUCAAUGGUUACAUCUUGCUUCGAACAAAUUAAUAACUGAUGCAUGUGUUAAUGAUCUUAUCGAAAUGCUUAAACAAAAUCAGUCACUAAACGCACUUGGGUUGAAUGAUUGUAGUUUGUCUAAAGAUGCUGCAGACAAACUUCGACAAGUAGCCAAUUCGAAAAUAAAUUUUACUUUAGAAAUUUAA
Molecule: messenger RNA, 1728 nt
Organism: Rotaria sp. Silwood1
Lineage: Eukaryota; Metazoa; Rotifera; Eurotatoria; Philodinida; Philodinidae
Source: the annotation of a GenBank genome assembly